Molecule: messenger RNA, 963 nt
Organism: Drosophila melanogaster (fruit fly)
Lineage: Eukaryota; Metazoa; Arthropoda; Insecta; Diptera; Drosophilidae
Exons: 2
Coding region: 285-836 (183 amino acids)
Source: RefSeq, marked reviewed
AGUCGUCGUGUGACCGGCUUGCAUAUGCUUAAAACUCCUUAAAUACCCAGAAGUGUGCUCGGCGCGUUGAUCUUAAACGCUCGAGAAUUUACUCGUGUUCGAUAGAAAAUUCCCCGAAAUAAAAAGGUGCACAAAUAAAUUUAAGAGCUUACCUGUAGCGGUACACGAAAUAACUGGAGUCCUUUUGUAGAGCGACAAUUCAAGGCAGUACAAAAAGAGCCAAGCUUAGAGUAUCAUUGAAUUGUUGAUAUUCCUGUUACCAUUUUAAGAGACUUUCAAUUAAGAUGGCCGGAUCGUCGAGCAUUAGUGCGCUGUUGGCCGAGCAAAUGAAUUUGGGCGAGAAGAUUCAAAGCAUUAUUCGCAAUUAUAAAAAGGCUCCGGCUCAACGGAAAUCUAAACCUGGAUAUUUUGAAGGGCGACUAUCCAAAUUGCAAAGCUUGUGGGAUGCAUUUUCCAAAGGGGAAAAUACUAUUAAAACUCGCAACGAAAAGACGCAAAUGGAACAUACAUACUUUAAAAACAACUUCUUUGUCAAAAUAAAGACUUUGGUAGUUGAAUAUACAUCAGAAUUCAAUCGAAAACUGCACGCAUCGGAAAAUGAUACUGAAAACGUGCACGCAUCGGAAUUGGAUACUAAACACGUGCCCGCAUCGCAGCAGAAUUCUGAAGAUCAAUUCAAUUCUAUGCUUAGAGAGCAUCGGAUAUUGAUGGACAGAUUGGAUAAUAUUAUAAACGAGUUGGAAUGCGUGACAAGGAAUGGGAUUAAUCCCAUCAUUUUACCCUAUUUAACUGAUAUGCAAAAUAUGCAUGCGGAAAUGAGUCAAACUGACAUUUAAAUGUAAUGUAACAUGUAAUAAUAAAGCGUAUUUUGUGUUAUUAUUUAAAUAUAUAUAUAUAUAAUUAUAUUAUACUUAUUAAAGAUGUAAGCUUUGCGGAAUGAAAACUUAAAAUAAAUAUUUGGCG